AUGUGUGUUCCAAAGGGAUCUAUCUAUGAUAGAUCAACGGUGCACGGUGUGGUAUUGCGGAAUGUAGAUGACAUUGGACUAAUUCGAGAACUUGAAGGAGAACUAGAUCUAGAUGUAUGGAGGGCUGGAAUGCCUGGGGUCAAAGAUGCCCACAUCAUGGUCAGGCCACAAUAUAAGGAGAAGUUUUUAGCGAGAUUGGACGAAGCCGGUAUUCAGCAUUAUGUACAUAACAAUGAUGUAGUCAGGGCCCUCGACGACUUUGAAGUGAAGUUUAAUCAAUGGAAGUUAAGACGAAACAACGAUGCGAUAUAUAACACGUAUCCUAGAUAUGGAGAGAUCGAGGCCUAUUUAGACAGACUUGGACAAGAAUAUCCUAAUAUUGUGACAGUUGUAAACGCAGGAAACACUUUCGAAGGACGACCUAUGAAAUAUGUUAGGAUAUCAACCACAAACUUCGAGGAUCCGAAUAAGCCUAUAUAUAUCUUGGAUGCAGCAAUGCACUCCAGAGAAUGGGUGACACCUCCAGUGGCGUUAUACACAAUACAUCGUCUUGUUGAGGAUUUACGGAAUGAAGAUAGGGAUCUUUUGGAAAAUGUCGACUGGGUGAUCCUCCCCGUGUUCAACCCGGACGGAUGGGAAUUCUCUCAUGUACAAAAUCGCAUGUGGCGUCGCAGUCGCUCUUUCAACGCUACGAUAAGUCCCAUAUGCUACGGAGCGGAUCUCAACCGGAAUUUUGAUAUCUUCUUCGGCACUUUCAGCGUAUCGAGCAACCCAUGUUCCGACAUCUACCCGGGACCUUUCGCCUUCUCCGAAAUAGAGAGCAGAAACGUCAGGGACAUGCUCUAUUUGUAUCUAAACCGUACUCAAAUAUACAUGAAUAUGCACAGCUAUGGGAACUAUAUUUUGUACGGCUUCGAUAAUUACACACUGCCCCACAAUGUCGCGCAGUUGCAUUUCGUAGCCGCAGCUAUGGGGGCGCAUAUUGAUGCUAGGAAGAUGGCGGACGCCCCGUACUAUGCGGUUGGGAAUAGCAAUUAUGUGCUUUACGGCGCGUCUGGGACCUCUCAAGAUUAUGCUCAGGAGAUCGGUGUGCCAUUCUCUAUAACGCUAGAGUUGCCAGAAUUCGACGAUUACGGUUUCGUGGUACCACCAGAGUACAUCGAACAAAUAAACACAGAAACGUAUGCCGGUAUAGCGGAGACAGCAAGAUUGGCGUAUUUAUUCUAUCGUCAUAGACUUUAAAUAUUAUUUUUAUGCCAUUAAUAUGUACAAUAAAUUGGGAUUGUUUUUUACAUUCA
Zerene cesonia (dogface butterfly) is the source of this 1298-nucleotide messenger RNA. RefSeq names its product carboxypeptidase B-like. Gene Ontology annotation, molecular function: zinc ion binding; metallocarboxypeptidase activity. The transcript has 7 exons. Bases 1 to 1242 code for a protein of 413 amino acids. Gene Ontology annotation, biological process: proteolysis. The record is from RefSeq and is a predicted model, not a curated record. NCBI's taxonomy places the organism in Eukaryota, Metazoa, Arthropoda, Insecta, Lepidoptera, Pieridae.